Molecule: messenger RNA, 2964 nt
Organism: Penicillium olsonii
Lineage: Eukaryota; Fungi; Ascomycota; Eurotiomycetes; Eurotiales; Aspergillaceae
Source: the annotation of a GenBank genome assembly
AUGGUAGCCCUCGGCGAACUACAAGGACCUUCCCUUCCCGACCCCGAUACGCCCCUCUACGCGGCCUUUUACCAGAAUGUCGUGAAAUACCCGAAUAACGUGGCUCUGGUCAGUACACAGCAAGCAUCGACUCUCUACGGAAUCCCGAGCGUGCCCCUCAACGGCACCGAGCCGGAAAAGAGCUAUCUGCGAUGGACGUACCAUGAGCUCGAUCAUGCCAUUCAGCGAUUGGUUGUUAGUUUAAAAAGUCGAGGCCUGAAGCAGGGCGAUGGAUUGGUUCUCUUUGUGCCAAACACCGCCGAGUAUGUGAUUGCGACAUGGGCUGCCUACCAAAUCGGUUGCGCCUAUAUUCCCAUCAACCCCAAGUGUCUGUCCAAUGCCAAAGAGGUGCGGCAUUUGCUAGAGACCGCGAAAAAGGGGUGCAAGUCGGACUUUUUGGGCAUUAUCGCCGGGACAUCUGAUAUGUGUGCGCGCAUUGAAGAGUUGACGACCGAGUCGAACUGCAUGAAGAUAUUGGUCGAUGGAAAGUCGGAGGGCUGGACCCCCUUUGAAGAGUUGAUGCAGAGCCCAGAUCCACAUUCCGAGGAUAGUCUAUGCAGGGAAAAGCACUCAGAGCUUCCGGAUCAAACAGUCUUCUUCACCAGUGGAACGACAUCUCUUCCCAAGGGUUGUAUAAUGCCAUCUGCGUAUGGCUAUGCAGCUGCAUUGUUCUGGCGCCAAAGCAGCAUUCCCCUGCUGCCAGGCAAACGGGCAUUGUUCACACUGCCGAAUAAUCACGGGUUUGGCUGGCUCAACAUCAUAGCCCCCUUCAUCAAUGCAGCCACGGUUGUGCUCCCAGGACCAAACUUCGUCCCAGAGGCGGUGAUUAAGGCUAUCCACGAGGAGCAGGUGACCCACACUGGCUUUGUGCCAACUAUGGUGCAUGCUCUGGGCAGUAUGCCACUUCCAUCCGGCAAGCUGAGCUCUCUUGGACGGAUCGUUCUGGGAGGCUCUCCCCCAACCGAAGAAGUCAUCAGAAUCUGCAUUGACACCUUGGGUUCGUCGGCGGUGGAAAACCUCUACGGUAUGACAGAGGGCGUCCUUGCCUGUUCAGGUGUGGUGAAACAAGCCAGUGAGAUGAUCAAAGGCAGAGAUGUUUCUAUCGGCACCCCUCUUCCCGGAAUGACUGUUCGUAUAUAUGACAAGGAUAGCGGAGAGCCGACUAGUGCUGGGACUCCCGGCGAGAUCCAUUUCACGGGCCCAAGUAUCAUCGAUGGGUAUGUCGGAGUAGCCGAUAAAAACUUCUAUAACGAUGAAGAUGGCCGUCCUUGGUUCCGGACCGGUGACAAGGCUUUCGUUGGUGACGACAACCGUCUGUACCUGGUCGGUAGGUACAAAGACACCAUCAUCCGCGGCGGCGAGAACAUUGAACCAUCGGCCAUCGAAUCUGUUCUGGGCCAAGUCCCGGAGAUCAGUGUUCUUCAGCCUCAGAUCGUUCGCGCGCCAGAUCCAAUUGCUGGCGAAGUUCCCAUUAUGGUUGUCAAUCGGGAAGUCGAUGGCGACACCGCAACAAGCUUGCAAGACACCGUCCUGGCGCAAAUGGGAAGUCUCUAUGUCCCGGCCGAUGUGAUAUCAAUUCAAGCGCUAGGACAAGACACGUACCCCCGAACCAUGGCCGGGAAGGUCCAAAAAACCGAAAUAGAAAGCUUGGUCCGGACAUACUGGGAGAAGCGACAAUCACAAGAGCCAGCGGACUCAGAUCAGCGCAUCAUUGAGGGCCCUGUGUCAGGUGCUCAAGUCAUGCAGUCAUUAUGCAUGGCGAUCGAAAAGAACAAGGGUCAUGCAGUUGACUUCUCUCUUCGUAUGGUUGAGCUGGGAGUUGAUUCCAUCUCGUCUAUCGCAAUCCUGAAGCGCGUCCAGGUGGAAACCCAAGUAUCAUUGCCGUCGUCUCUGUUCUUCACCCAGGCAACCGUCGGUACAAUCUGCCAACAGAUCAGUGCAGUCCCAGACCGGGAAGGCUUCCUCAAUUUCACCCCCAUCAUCGAGGAAGCCCCGGGAGACACCUGCUUUUCGGUCCUCCUCCAAGGAACCCCCCGACCAGGCGUCCCCUCCCUCUUCCUCGCCCCUCCAGGCUCUGGAAAUGCCUUCGUGUUUCGCAUGCUGCCGAAGUUUGCCGAUGACCGUCCGGUCUACAGUUUUGGCUCUCCAUUCCUCAUGACGGCAUCCGAAUCAUCGUGGACGAUAGAAGAGACCGCCACGAUCUACGCGAAUACCAUUCGCAGCAUCGAUCCCCAGGGACCAUAUAUCCUAUGCGGCUGGUCCAUGGGAACCGCCACCGCGUAUGAGACUGCAUACCAGCUCCAUGAGCAGGGGAAACAAGUGUUGGGCAUCAUCAUGCUGGAUCUGGCAUUGCCCCGACCACCCCCUGAGAUCCCGGAGGCAACCGUGGAGCUAUUUGAGAUGAUGGGUGUCUUCCCUCCGAUCCGUCGCCGAAAUCAACCCGACGUGGAGAUUCCCGCCUUCCGAAAGAAGCACCGAGUCGCCGCUUACUAUGCUAAAAUGAAGUAUCACCCUCGCCCCUUCGACUUCAACGACGAAAGCCGACCGCGCAUCUAUGUCAUUUGGGCUGGCCAUGGCGAUCACGACCGGAUGGGAGGCAUGGUGCUUGACGCAAUGGAGGUUUUGAAGAGGGAGGGGCCAGAGACGAAGCUGAAAACUAGCGUGGACUGGCUUCACGAUCCGCGGGAGUCAUUCGAUGCCGGUGGGUGGGACGAAAUGGUUGGAUCGGAGUAUGUCGAGUGGGGCAUUGUAGAAGACGCCGAUCACGACACGCUGAUCGAGUCUGAAGAAUUGGUGAGUCUUUACUUCCCUGUCCUUGGCCGAGUUACUAAUUGUGGGCAGGUUGUUUUGACGAAGGGGUUGAUGGAAGAUACCAUGGGCAAAUGGCUGCGAGAAGUGCCGAUCAAGCCCAAUGGUUCAACAUGA